Molecule: messenger RNA, 4721 nt
Organism: Pseudoliparis swirei
Lineage: Eukaryota; Metazoa; Chordata; Actinopteri; Perciformes; Liparidae
Product: hexokinase-1-like
Exons: 21
Coding region: 286-3042 (918 amino acids)
Biological process (GO): intracellular glucose homeostasis; glucose 6-phosphate metabolic process; glycolytic process
Cellular component (GO): mitochondrion; cytosol
Molecular function (GO): ATP binding; fructokinase activity; mannokinase activity
Source: RefSeq, a predicted model, not a curated record
CUCGUGCUUCCUGGCUUCACUCGCAUGCUCAGAGAAAGAAGAAGAAGAAGAAGCGUUUCAGCCGCGUGAAGAAGCUUUGUCUAUUUUAAACCUCACCGGAUUGUACUCAGGAUAUUUGUGUAGCUCUCGCGCUGCGUGGGAGGUUGUGUGUACAAGCUAAAGCCAGCGCAGAACUUGAGUUGCUUUGUUUGACCUUUUUAAUUGUUAGGAUUUUAGCCAAAAGGUGGUCGUGACAGAGAAAGGGAGAGAGUCUGCAUGUGUGUGUGAGAGAGCAAUAAGACCAGGAUGAUUGCGGCCCAGCUACUAGCCUAUUACUUCACUGAACUCAAGGAUGAUCAGGUCAAAAAGAUUGAUAAGUACCUGUACUCCAUGCGCUUCUCUGAUGAGACGUUAAAGGAAAUCACGCAGCGGUUUCGGAGGGAGCUGGUCAAAGGCCUGUGCCGGGACACCAACCCCACUGCCGCGUUGAAGAUGCUGCCAACCUUUGUGCAGUCAAUCCCCGAUGGCUCAGAGAAGGGAGACUUUAUCGCGUUGGACUUGGGCGGCAGCAACUUCCGGAUCCUCCGUGUCCGAGUGAGUCACGAGAAGAAGCAGACCGUCCAGAUGGAGAGUCAGAUCUACGACACGCCAGAAGACAUCAUUCACGGCAGCGGAACGAGACUGUUCGACCACGUUGCAGAGUGUCUCGGUGACUUUAUGGAAAAACACAACAUCAAAGACAAGAAACUCCCGGUUGGGUUAACCUUCUCCUUCCCCUGCCGGCAGACUAAACUAGAUGAGGGCUUUCUGAUCACCUGGACAAAGCGUUUCAAGGCCAGCGGCGUGGAGGGAAUGGAUGUUGUCAAACUGCUCACGAAAGCCAUUAAGAAGCGAGGCGACUAUGACGCCGACAUCAUGGCGGUAGUGAACGACACCGUGGGAACAAUGAUGACAUGCGGUUUCGAUGACCAGCGCUGUGAAGUUGGCAUUAUCAUCGGUACGGGCACCAACGCGUGCUACAUGGAGGAGCUGCGUCACAUCGACCUGGUGGAGGGAGACGAGGGCCGGAUGUGUGUGAACACCGAGUGGGGAGCCUUCGGAGACGACGGCAGGCUGGAGGACAUCAGGACGGAGUUCGACAAAGAGAUCGACCGAGGCUCUCUCAACCCCGGCCAACAGCUAUUUGAGAAGAUGGUCAGCGGUAUGUACAUGGGGGAGCUCGUUCGUCUCAUCCUGGUGAAGAUGGCCAGAGAAGGCAUGCUGUUCGAGGGAAAGAUCACCGCCGAGCUCCUCACCAAGGGGAGGAUUGAGACCAAACACAUCUCAGCCAUAGAGAAGAGUAAGGAGGGGUUGACCAGGGCCAGAGAGACUUUAAUCCGACUUGGAUUGGAGCCCUCAAAUGACGACUGCAUCGCCGUGCAGCAUGUUUGUGCCAUCGUGUCUUUCCGCUCGGCCAACCUGAUCGCGGCCGUGCUGGCCGGCAUCCUGCUGCGGCUGAAGGAGAACAAGAGCGCGGCCCGUCUCCGCACCACGGUGGGGAUCGACGGCUCGCUGUACAAGAUGCACCCACAAUAUGCGCGUCGUCUUCACAAGACGGUCCGCCGUUUAGUCCCUGACGCUGAUAUUCGAUUCCUCCUGUCGGAGAGCGGCAGUUCCAAAGGAGCGGCCAUGGUGACGGCUGUGGCCUACCGACUCGCCGAACAGUCGCGAGAAAUUGCCCAAACGUUGUCCGAAUUCCGCCUGACGAUUGAACAACUGCUGGAGGUAAAGAAGAGAAUGAGGAUAGAGAUCCAAAAUGGCCUUUCAAAGAGCACUCAGGAAGCAGCUACUGUCAAAAUGCUGCCGACAUUUGUAUACAGCACUCCUGACGGCUCAGAACAUGGCGAUUUCCUGGCUUUGGAUUUGGGAGGAACCAACUUCAGGGUUCUCUUAGUCAAGAUUCGCUCUGGCAAGAGGAGAACGGUGGAGAUGCACAACAAGAUCUACUCUAUUCCUCUAGAAGUGAUGCAGGGCACGGGAGAGGAGUUGUUUGAUCACAUUGUGCAGUGCAUCAGUGACUUCCUGGACUACAUGGGGAUGAAGAACACUCGUCUUCCUCUGGGCUUCACCUUCUCGUUCCCCUGCCGACAGACCAGCCUGGAUGCUGGCAUCCUGGUGACAUGGACCAAGGGCUUCAAGGCGACAGACUGUGAAGGAGAAGACGUGGUGGGUCUCUUGAGGGAUGCCAUCAAGAGGAGAGAGGAAUUUGACCUGGAUGUCGUUGCCAUAGUGAACGACACAGUGGGAACCAUGAUCACUUGUGCCUACGAAGAACCCACCUGUGAGGUUGGACUCAUCGCUGGCACCGGCAGCAAUGCAUGUUACAUGGAGGAGAUGAGGAACAUUGAGAUGGUCGAUGGAGAUGAGGGCCAGAUGUGUGUCAACAUGGAGUGGGGGGCUUUCGGAGACAGCGGUUGCCUUGACGACAUUAGGACGGAGUACGAUCGCACCGUAGAUGACGUCUCCCUCAAUGCUGGCAAACAAAGAUAUGAGAAGAUGUGCAGCGGCAUGUAUCUUGGCGAGAUUGUGCGAAACAUCCUAAUAGACAUGACCAAGAAAGGAUUCCUGUUCAGAGGACAGAUUUCUGAAACGCUGAAGACCAGAGGCAUCUUCGAGACAAAGUUCCUCUCACAUAUAGAAAGUGACAGAUUGGCUUUGCUGCAAGUGAGAUCCAUCCUGCAACACUUAGGGCUGGACAGCACCUGUGAGGACAGCAUCAUAGUGAAAGAGGUAUGUGGGGCGGUGUCACGGCGUGCAGCUCAGCUGUGUGGGGCGGGGAUGGCGGCUGUGGUCGAUAAGAUCAGAGAGAACCGAGGACUGGACCAUCUGAACAUCACCGUAGGGGUGGACGGGACGCUCUACAAACUACACCCACAUUUCUCGAAGUUCAUGCACCAGACGGUAAAGGAACUGGCUCCCCAGUGCAACGUCAACUUCCUGCUGUCGGAGGACGGCAGCGGGAAAGGAGCCGCCCUCAUCACGGCGGUGGGCUGCCGCCUGAGACAGGAGCUGAGCAACAAAUAGAAAACAUCUCUCCUGUCUUGCUUGUUAUCUCCCCUCUUUUCUGAGUUUCCCUUGCCUCCUCCCCUUGCCUCCUCCCCGCCUAAAGCCAACCAGCCCAGUCAACGUAUCGCGCUCCUCUAGCUGCUUCAGCCCGUCUUCACGGUCCAGAGAGAAGGGGAUCGCUUGCUCCGCUGUGUUCGGUCGCCGAGUGUCUGGCACUAUGUUGUCGUUAGAUUAGAUUAUGAUAACCCAUGUAACAAUACCCAGACUCUAAAGAUUGUUUGUAGUUAGGUUAAACUUAUCUCUGCAGAUAAGACACACGUUCUACUCUUGUAAAAAUAAACAUGUACAGGGCAGAUAAAACGAGAGUCCACACAUGAGCCGUUCAUCAUCGUCAUACGGAGGAGUCCUCUGAUAAUUGAUAACGUCUGUUCCAAUGUUCCAAGUACAAUAGUUGGAAGACGACUUCCAAAAGCUUUGCGGAGAAACAUUGAUCCUUGCAACAUGUUCGGUUAAUGCAGGGACAUAAAAACACAGCUUUAGAAUGAAAGUUUCCGAAGGCUACAUGAAGAUGUAAAAUGGAUGCGCGGUGUAAUAUGAAUGUGUAAUGAGAUGAAUAUUUUUGCCUUCAAAUUUGUAAUAUCUUACCCAGAUAUGAUACAAUAUGUUAUACAUACAUUGUUGCUAUUUAUUUUAUUUUUGUAUUGGGAGGUGUUUGAAAAAUAUUGCCGUUGCAAUAACGAGGCUCACAGUGAAAGCCACCUUUUUUUUAAAUAAAAAUUUUAAAAAAAAGCCCCGGCAGCCAUCACCUGCUCUGUGGCGAAGGAGUUAUUGCAGCAGGUCGGGGCAGAAAGGUGACACGAGGGACGUCAGCCGUUACAUGCUUGCUAAAUGUACAGAUUCAGACCAAAGUUAUCACAGCAAUCCUAUUCUAAUCUAAUGUGCAAAUCAUGUCGUUGGUUCCAUCACAACUAUCGCUUUUGUUGUUGUUGUUGUCGUAUUAAGAUGUUCUGGCUACCCUCAUCUCAGCGAGACUUACAGGUUACUUAGCAACAGCCGUGAUACAGGAAUGCGGUGCUAUUAUAGAUGCUGUUGGAACAACAAAGACUGAACUUGGGAUAAUAAUAAUAAUAUUACAGUCGCUGAAACUACUGUUCUGUGGAAUUUCAAGAUUUUGGGGAAUACAGCUUCUCCCUGUACUCAUUCACUGUACUCCACAUGCGCUUAGAAGGCUCCGGAGGUUGUUUAAGGGAACGACUGUAAGGCUCAUUCAAGUAGCACAAUUCAUGCAUUUGUGAAUUUAUUCGUCAGCAUUUUUCGACAUGAGACACAUUUUCACUGUAGAGGUUGUCGACCUGUUUAAUUACUGUUGAUGCGGGAUGCUACAUUUUACAGCCAUAUUUGUUAACCACAGUUACAAUUCUGGCUUUUCGACAUAUUAACACCAGCCCAAAACUAUUACAGUAGUAGUUUAAUUUUCAUUCCUACGUACUACUCAUUACUGCCACGAUGAAGAGGGCGAGCCUCUACUGCAGGUCCUGAACUCCUCGGAUGUUCCCCAGAGUAGUCGACAUGUCUAUAGAAGACAGGCCCACAUCACACAGACACUUUAAACUCUGCUUCUGUUCACACAACCCAGACUGUAUCUGUCCAACACUGUCGAUCAAUCGGUCACGAAAUAAAUAUACUACCUGUGUCAA